This is a messenger RNA of Trichoplusia ni (cabbage looper), 5150 nucleotides long. RefSeq lists its product as uncharacterized. Gene Ontology annotation, cellular component: cytosol. Lineage: Eukaryota; Metazoa; Arthropoda; Insecta; Lepidoptera; Noctuidae. Gene Ontology annotation, biological process: tRNA methylation. The coding region runs from base 722 to 5116 and encodes 1464 amino acids. The transcript is spliced from 7 exons. The record is from RefSeq and is a predicted model, not a curated record.
AUUUUCUACACAUUUUACUAUGUGCGUGCUCUCUAGGAAAGUUCAUACUACAAGCGACAACUCCUACAACACUAUUAGUUAACUUUUUUUAGAGGAUACUAAAAUUAUUAAGUAAAAUUGUACAAAUUGUAUGAUUAUUGAUUCCAUAAAAAACUAAAGCAAAGGACAUCUAAACGCAACUGUCAAUAAUGUCACUGUCAAUCAGGAGUUCCGACUUUUAGGUUAUGCGGAUUUAUCUAAGUUAUUUCGAUUAUCAUCAAAUAAAAAUUGUGGUAAAUAACUAUUAUUACUCAUUUUAUUUCGAGUAAUUAUUUCUGGAGUGCUCAUACGUGUACAUACGAGGCGAAAAUGUCGUUUCCCGAUAAACAACAGCGAAAAACAUGUUGGGACUCCAGAGAUCGUUACUGGGAAUGCCUAGAUAAGGAAAAUAUCAAAGACAAUUCAGAAAAGCCUAAAGCCUGCAUGGAAUUAAGAAAAGUGUUUGAAAAAUCAUGCCCUACGCAGUGGGUCUCGCAUUUCGAUAGGAAACGAGACUUUAAUGUUUAUAAAGAAAAAAUCCAGAAGGAGGGAUAUGAGCCAAUUAAAGAUUAACUUUCUUGUUGCUUUUUAAUGUUGUAAAUAUAGUUAUGUAGUAAAUAAUUGUUCACAUAUGUGUUGUUUUUUUUACAUCACUUUUAACAGUCUAAUUUGAAUUGUAUAGUUUUUCACAGUAGAUUACAUCAUGGACAGAUAUGAUAAAGUUAUAACUGAGAUUAAUGUGCGCACACAUGAUUUACAAAUAAAAUCAAUACAGGAUGUGUUAAUCUUAGCAAAACAGAAAAAUAAGACCAAUGAUCAUGCAUUUUGGAAUAAAAUUGCAGAAUUGUUAUCAGUCCACCUGAAAACAGGUUUACAACAAUUUGAUGAUCAGUUGCUCUGCGCAACAUGCUUUUACACAGUGCUUACAUAUUCAGACCAGCAAGAUGCAUAUUUAAGUAAAUUAUUGCAAAUGAUAAACAAAGAGUUAUUUAAGAAGAAUAAUCAAGAGAAAUCUACAGAGACAUCACAUGUGGUUUCUCUUGUGUAUGGAAUUUUCCAAUCAACAUUUCUCAUUCAGAAAACACAUAAUGAUGUCUCAAUAGUAGCAAGUGUCCUGAAAUCAACCUUUGAUUUACUAUUGGCUAUGGGAUAUGAAUACUCUCAAUACACAUUUAUAUCAUUCAAGACCAUGAAGUUAUAUAAAAAAGUAUGCAACUCAGAAUUGCAUGAUUGCAUUUUCCACAAAGAAAAUCAAAUAAAACUGAUAAACUUUAUUAAUCACAAUUGGGAAAAUCCUGUAACAGGAAUAAGGGAUUUGAAUAGAUCUCUAUUCCAGACACUCAUUGCUACAUUGCAUAAAGAUGAUUAUGAUACAAUAUUAAAAGAAAUAGAUGGUUUCUACUGGAAUAAGGCGAAAUACUUAAUGCUCUCUGAAAUAAUAGAAUACAAUAGUGGUAAGGUUAUGUCUUUGAUGCUAGAAUAUAAAUGGGUGGAUGGCCUUAUACAUAGUCUGCAUAAACCUGGUCUAGUCUCUGCCGGUGCAGACAUGUAUUAUGCAGUUCUAAAAUAUACUAACUUUGAAAAAGACUGGUGUAAAAUAUUUCUAAAGCCAGUCAUCAAAAUUCUCAAUGGACCAAGAACUAAGACAAUAGAAAAUUUUAAUAAUUUUUGGUGUUUGCCAACACUAAAGAAAUUUUCAACACUAUCCAAAAUAAUCCUUGAAGAAUUAGAAGACAUGGAGCAGACAGAACUUAAUCUCUUCAGCAAAUUGUGUAUUUUAAAACAAGCAAAUAAGUUAGGCAUUAUCGAAAAACAAUUAACUUCAACAAGUGACUACAAAGAAACUGAAAAUGCUGUCAUGAAUGGAAUAAACCAUUGUUACUCAUACAUAAGAAUGUUGGCAUUUGAUAUAAUCUGUGUUUCACCAAGAAAAUUAGUACCAAGUAAACUGGAAUAUGAUUUAAUACUAGAUUUCCUAUACAAUAACAUAAACUCAGACUGUACUGUAUUAAGAUUGAGUAUGCUGAACAGUUUAAACAAAUUCCUUACGCAGUUACAUUCUACAUUCAUAAAUGUUAUGAUAAAAGAUGAGAGAACUGAGGACUUGCAACUGUUACUUGAAUUCUGUACAAAAUAUCAGCAUUUUAUUGUUAACUCCAUCAAUGUGAAUGGUAAUUAUCAAAGAAAGAUCACAUGUGUGAAAUUGUGUCAUACCCUCAUUACCUGUUUAACUGAGAUCAUCAAAAAGAAAAGUAAUAGAUCAAAAACUAGUGUUACCCUCAUUAAAUAUGUAAAGGAUAAAGGCUGUUGGUUGCUUGCCACAGAAGAAUUUGUUUUGAAGCUAGUAAGUUUAUUAAGAGACCCAACAGACGAUUUAAGAGAAAAUGUUAUUAAAUUAUUACUCAAUCAUUACUCUGUUGAGUUAAGAGAACCAAGUAUCAUAAAGGUAUUAGUAAAUGAGGCUUUGAACAGCAUGAAGAGCAAGUUCUUUUACGAAAUCUGUUGUAGCCAAAGUAUGUUCAAAUUGUUAAGCAAUUUGAUACUUAAAGAUAAGCAGCCUGUUGGUGACUAUAAAAGUGUGGAAGACAUCUUUAAUCUUACAUACAAUGAGUUGCUUAAUGAGCAUAGAGAAAAGACUAAUAUAAUGCAGUCAAUUGAGACUGGAAAACAGUUGCAUUCCAUGAUGAGCAUUUUACUUGUGGUAUUGGAGACUUGUAUUUCAAACUCCUAUCAAAUUGAUAUCCAGAAGAUAAUGCCGGAAUUUUUAGAAGUAUUAGAAAGCGUGUCAAACCAGUUCAGAUGGGAAGAAGAAAGUUCAACUAGCUCGGAUUUCUCGAAAAUGAAUGAUAUGGUUGAAAAUAUAAUUGUUAAUUAUGGAUAUAAUUAUUCCGAUGAACAGGAUCAGACCAAAAUAUCUGGGUUGCAUCAAAUCGUAUUGAAUUGCCUAUGGCUGAAUGUGAAGACAACAUGUGAUUUAGCGUCAAUUUUAGUACAAUAUAAUGUGAACAAUGUUGAAAUGAGUGAAAGAUGUUUGAACAUUAUAACUCACGUAUUGGAGACAUCGCGGCAUAAAGGUGCCAUUGAAUCAGCGGGAGCCGCUCUUGGUCGAGGAAUCCAAUUUUUGACAUUACUGCCAUCAGAAAACAAAGUAUCAGGAGUUCCUUUCAGUUUACUAAAGUGUAAACUAAAUGAAUUGAUAUCAGAAACAAAUAAAAUGGCAUCUAUAACGCGUAGGGGAGCCGGUUUAUCUAUUAUGGUUCACAGGAUCGUGUCCCAUGAUAUGAAGAAAGGAAAGGUGGGUGGAUUACUAUUAUUUUCUCAAUCCAUAUUUAGAGAUGCAAUCAGAAAUUUUAUUUUUUGUCUGUUUCAGCCUUUGUUUCACUACUUCAUAAAUACAUUGUUACAAAUAUGUAACAAUAAGAUACAUUCGCCGAAUGAUGAAAAUGAAGCCAAUCAAGUGGAUUUACCAAAGGCGAUCUAUAUCCACUUCAUGACGAGAAUUGUGAUUGAUAGCAGUCUAGCUUCAGACAUGAUGUUCUAUUUUGCGGAUUUGGCCGAACUUGCAUUUGGCAAUCUUACUAGUCGUCAUUGGCAAAUCAGAAAUGCUGCUCUUCAACUGUAUGGUGCCCUUAUCCCAAAGCAAAUAGGCGAGAAAAAAGCUUCAGGUGACGAUGAAGAGACAAUAGCGACGGUUGCUUGUGAUGAGCUGCGGACACAUUCACCGAAGCUAUGGAAAAACAUAAUGGAACAGUUAACGCAAAGCAACGAAACUGAUAAAGUACAAGCUCAUUCAAACUUGGUGCCCAUCUUAAAUUUAUUAGCAAAUAGCGCAAAAAGAUACAGCUUUUCAACUGAUUUAACGGCACAAAGAAUAUCAGAUGACCACCUAUUACGCAAUCUAGUUAUACUUCUAAGUAGUCCAAUUCACACUGUUAGGCGUUUAACUGCAAAAUGCAUAUUUAAUAUCUAUAAUUUUAAGGAUAUUUUUAAUGUUUUGCACAAAGAACAUUCCAAUGUUGAGAACUUUUUACAUGGAGCAUUAAUUUUGUUAGGUCUGUGCCAUAAAUACUAUUCCUCAAAUGAACUUUAUGCCGAAAAUUUUACGAAGUUAGGACAACAUUUUGGUAAUGUAUUAACUAGUCAAAAUCACUCGUAUUUGUGCAAGGAACUGUUUGAAAAAAUAUACAACAGUCAAAUGAAAAUAGAAGAUGUAAGGACCACAAUAUCUGAAGUCAAUGCUAAUGCAUACUUUCCCGGUAUACACCUGUGGGCGGAAAAUCGUUUGAAAAUAAUAAUAAGUAGUAGUUCUUGGAAAAGCAUACCAGAUUUGCUGACUGUCGUUUUGCAACAAAGCAAUUAUGAAAAAUAUUGUGAAUUGAUUUUAUUAAAAAUCGAAUCUCGAGAUGUAAUACCGGAAGAAGUACUUCUGGAAAUAAUUAACAUUUUGUUAACAUUUGAGUAUAAGUACAGCAGUAGUAUAAUCUGGAAAAUCCUUUUUGAAAUAUCUUUGAUAACAAAUAUAUCUGAAUUUCUAGAUAUAACUGAACUCUUAGAAAAACUGGCAAAAGACGAAUCGGUUUACAUACUAAGAUAUAUUAUUCCUUUAGUAGCAAGAAAUAUUAAAGGCACUACAGAUGGUAAUAAAUUAAAUGUAGUGAAAAUUAUUGACAAGCUGAGUGAUUUUGAAAACUCUGAUGUUGAUAUGAGAUACAUAGCAGCAAUUAGCAAUAAUGAACUAGCUAAUCACUUCCAGGACUUACCAGAUUCUAUUAAAGUUACCUCAAUAAAAUGCGCUGUCAUGCUUUUACAAGAUGAAGAUGAGGAUGUAAGAAACUUAAAUGUAAACUUUUACAAGCAAUUAAGUAGACAAAAUUCACUUCUUCAACCAUAUAUUUGUUUGAAUAAUAUUUUAAAUAGAAAAUUUUUGCACACAAUAUUUACAGAUUCUCAUUCUAUACACAAUCUAGUCACAGAAUUAUUAGAAGUAUUACAAUUGAACCAUAGUGUGGAUGAAUACAAUCCAUUUUCAAAUGAUUCCAAAAAUAUUUAUUUGGAACCAGAAAUCCUGAAGCAACUCACUGAAAAGUUAACCACUUAGUCUAAUAUUUGAAAUAUAUUUUAUACAACACUGA